UUGGCUAAAAAACAUUCUACUUUUUUCCGCUUCACUUCAGCCCGACCCAGCAUCCUCGAGCCCGACUCCAGACAGCGUCAGAUCGAGGCACGUCCAGGCCAAACGGUGACGCUCGAGUGCGAGGCGUCUGGAGUGCCUCCGCCCAUGAUCAUCUGGCGCUUCAACUGGGGCUGUCUUCGCGAUCCAACACGAAUGCGUUCUGAACCACUGACCAGCCGACUUGGCUGUCGCGGAUCUCGUGGCCGUCUGGUGAUCGAGUCGUUCCGUGAAGGCGACGAUGGCAUCUACAAUUGCGAAGCCCUGUCCGGCAAGGACAGAGCCAUGUCGCAGGACAUCUACGUGGUCAUGGCCGUCUAA
Molecule: messenger RNA, 357 nt
Organism: Protopolystoma xenopodis
Lineage: Eukaryota; Metazoa; Platyhelminthes; Monogenea; Polystomatidea; Polystomatidae
Source: the annotation of a GenBank genome assembly